AUGAGGAGGAAGAGAAAAACAAGACGUAGGGUGUUGGGGGCAGAGGCGGGAGUCGGGAGCGCCUGCGAAAUCGGGGUCCCUGUGGAGCUGGGGAGCCGUCGAGGCGCGCGAGGGCCGGGCCCCCUUGCCGCGUGGUCUUUGACAGGAAAGUCUCUGAUUUGGUUGGGGUCGGACCGCGUCCCUCCCCCCGCUCCCUCCUCUCCCCGGCUCUCCCGGGCUCUCCCCGGCUCUCCCCGCAGUGGGGCCGACCGGCUUCAGUGGUCCCCGCGUGAGUGGUCCCUUGUAGGGCUAAGCGCCCCACAGGGUCGUGUGCACACAGUGACAAGAGCUACUAAAGUUCACAGUCGCCAAGGUGCAGUUAUUUGGAGGGAUUUUGAUGCUCGAGGGAUUGCCAGUCUGCAGGCAGCCUUCCACAAGUACUGGAGCAAGAUCCUACAACUUCUUUAUCAGGAGGAGUGGCUCUUGCCCCAAGCCUGCCAUGCCGCCGAUAUCUUUACGUUACUGAACGCUGCCUCCUGGGCCAUGGAUUCUUGUCCUGAUUUUGUUAUUAUAACUGUUGAUGGCAGUGAUGAUAACAAUGAUGAUCGCAGUACUGAGACAGUGGAAGAUUCUGAAAGAGCAGAUAAUUCCACCAGUGACACAGCAGAUUAUUCCACUGAUGUCACAGCCAUACAACCAAAUGUUCCAGGUGCCAGUGGUGACCAUCAGCAUCCACUCCAAAUGUCAUAUGGGUCUCACUUUGUCACCCAGGCUGGAGUGCAAUGGCACAAUCACAGCUCACUGGAGCCUCAACUUCCUGGGCUCAAGCAAUUCUCCCACCUGAUCAGUCUUCCCAGUAGUUGGGAUGACAGGCACAUGCCACCAUGCCCAGUUGCCCAUGGUGGCCAAACAGUUUCACAAAUGCAACACCUAGUUCAUUUAAGAAGACACAGCUACAACUUAGAGGAAGUGGAUUUGCCCAAAAGAGGAAGAUUAUCUAUUCCAGAGGUAGAUAUUAUGGUACAUUCUCAGGAAACCUAUGCCUGGGCCAGCCCUGCAGGAACAUCUUUUGGGUCAGCAGCUUGUUCUGGACUGCAGGAGGAAGACUGCAGGGAGAGUUCAUCAUAUCCCAGAGCUGUCUUCACACAUUCAUUACAGCAGUAUGUUGCACAAGGUAGCUCAUUUCCUUGUUUCUAUAUGCCACAUAACUUUAUCAGUGGAGGUGCUGAAAGUACCCAUGUUGUCAUCACAUCUGCCCACAUUACUACAGCAGUACCUAUGGCAGGUCUGCCACCAGGAGUACCCAGUCUGGCAAAUAACCCUGAUGUGGUGAAUUAUUCUGCUCUACUGGUAAAUGAAAAUGUGGGCCUCAGUAGAGCCUCACCAUCUUUCUGCGUCAGUCCUAAUUUGGAAAUGCCAGGAAGACCAGCAACCAGCAAUAAAAACAGCACUGAGACAGUGAAUUACCCAACUUUAAUGGGAAAUUACCGUGGCCAAGAUACUGUCUCUUCAUCUGUCUUCAUUCCUCCCUAUACUGCUGGGAGCGUUAUACUUACAGAAACACCAGAAACAGCAGGAACCAAUGUGGAAAACAAUAAUCAGACAGUGAAUUACCCAACUUCAUCAGGAAGGAGCUGUAGCCAAGGUAAUGCCUCUUUAUCACCUUCCAUUCCUUCCAAGUUUGAAUCUGGCUCACAAAUGUGUCCUGGAACAAUGAGUAACUCAACUGUUAUGAAAAAUAACCGUGACCAAGAUGAUGCUUCAGCAUCUGCCUGCCCCACUCCGAAAUUUGUAAGGUUACCUCUAGACAUUUUCAUAAAAGUAGAUACUGGCGUGGAAAACAACCUCAACACAAUGGAUUUCUCAACUUUAUUGGGCAGUGGCAGUGGCCAGGAUUCUUCUUCAUCGUCUGUCUGUAUCCUUCCCGAGUAUGGCUAUCUUGGUGUUCCAAAAAGAGAUGUCAAGGUACUUAAAAUUCAUUUGCUAGCCACACAAAAUAUGGCCAAACCUAAGCACGCAGCCUGCUACUUGGUUCAUAUUUUGUUCUCCAAGAAAAUUCUUAUUAGCAGCUCAGAGGAUAUCCAUUUGAAAGAUUACCAAUCCCUAAACCCAAACAAAAUGGCUGCAAUUAGAGAAUAUCUGGCAAUAGUUUUUCCUACCUGUGAUUUGCAUGAACAUGGAAAAGACUGGCAAGACUGUAUUUCUGAUAUCAGUUCUGUGAUCUACUGUUUAUGUUCUGAAGCCAAGAUGACUCUAAAAACUAUUGGCCAAAAUAAAAACCCUACCAACCCUGUUGCACUGGCAUCAGCCAGUAGAAAUGACCAAAGGGACAGAGACGCUGGUGAAGGCAGGUCUUGGAUGUUUCCACCAACGAAUGACUCUGAAAUGAGAGAAAAUGAGAAUUUGCAGCCAAAUAGUAAUGCUAUCCCUGAAGAAAUGCAAGAACCUUCCACUGGUAACCCAGAGGAAUCUAGUGAAGCAUUGAGCUAUUUUGGAAAUUCACGCAGAAAUAUACUGAUGCCACGUUCAGUACUGACUGUGGCAAAAGCUAGGCCUUGCGCAAACCUGUCGGCUAGAUACCUUAUUCACAAACUCUUCACAGAAGAUGUCCUGCUCCAAAGUAAUGUUUACGGCAGUCAAGGGCGUGGCCUAUAUCCCCUUGAUCCCAAUAAGAUUCAAGCUCUUCGAGAGUUCCUCCAAGAGAAACCAGAUAGUGAUCUCUCAGAAAAUGGAAGUGACUGGAAGUUGUGUGUGGCCUCCAUCAACAGCAGUAUCCGUAGCCUCAGACAUAACAUCAGAAGUUCUAUAGGCAAGAAGCAGUCAGUGACCCUUCCAGAGUUGGAGCAGAAGUCACAGCCAAGAGAUCCCAAUGCCACUGACGGAAGCAUCUGA
This is a messenger RNA of Callithrix jacchus (white-tufted-ear marmoset), 2871 nucleotides long. NCBI's taxonomy places the organism in Eukaryota, Metazoa, Chordata, Mammalia, Primates, Cebidae. The record is from RefSeq and is a predicted model, not a curated record.